Messenger RNA from Rhizopus microsporus ATCC 52813, 1221 nucleotides. RefSeq lists its product as uncharacterized. Lineage: Eukaryota; Fungi; Mucoromycota; Mucoromycetes; Mucorales; Rhizopodaceae. The record is from RefSeq and is a predicted model, not a curated record. The transcript is spliced from 2 exons. Gene Ontology annotation, molecular function: nucleic acid binding; zinc ion binding. The annotation marks the transcript as partial.
UCUACAAAACAUGAGUCGUCUGCAUCUACCAGGCCAACAACAUCAGCUGAACUGUGGAGAACAUUCACAGCCCACGCAGGAGGAUUCCGAGGAGCUAACCUUACAGUAUUUGAGAAUACAGAAGCAAAAGCAGCUGUUAGAGUUCGCAAUCAGAACCAACUCUGGGUACAAUCAAAUGAGAUGAAUAGUGCAGUAUUCGACCUGAAACAGCUUUCUGUUCUGCCUGCAGAUUUCUAUGAAGCUCUCCCCAAUCAAUAUUCCUCCGCUGUUGUGGCAGUUCCAGUGCGUCAGGGAGCCAUUAAUGGAGGCAUCAUUGCUUUUGAUUCCGCAGAAUCUCGCAUAACCGCUUGCAGUGUUGGUAUAGCAGUUGGAGGUUUCACAGUGAUUGGCGCACCAACGUUACCUCCUACUAGCUCCAUUUACCCAGUUUCGCUUGAAAAGUUACCUUUGAUGAGACCAGACAGCUUAACCCCACUUCUGACUGAGGCGCUCUCUCGCUACGGCACAGUUCUCCAUGUUGGUUUAUAUCGCGAUCCGGAUCACACCGUAAUUUCUCUCAGUCACGAAAUUGAUUUAACGAACCAACGACUUAUUUACGCUUCGUGGAGAGGUAUGGCACCCCAUUGUUUUUACUGCCAUAAGCCUGGCUACACGAAAGGCAACUGUUCUCGCCUAUCUCAGCAGCGUAUUAAGACUUGUUACAGCUGUGGAGAUCCAGACCAUUUGAUUAGGGAGUGUCCUAAACGUAACACCGCCACAGUGGGCGAGAAACGUAUCCGCUACGAUAAUUCUUUGCCUGACAUACCUAUGUCGUCUUCAUCAUUGAAUUUAGGCUCUUCGCCCACUCAGAGCUCCUCAGCACUAGCUGCUAUUGUAUCUGCUGUAUCUAAGUUUGUACACCAGUCUGACAUUGAGUCUUCUAAGAUGACAGCCAGCACCCAGAAAAACGUUGCACGAACUAGGUCAAAGGCAUCUACCACUAUCAUUACUGCAGUUAUCCCUGAGAAGGAUGACGAUGCCGACGACCCAGAUUACGUUCCUUCCGAUGAUCAAUCAGAAUCGGAUGAGUCUGACCACGAUUCUGAUACCAUGUCAAUUGAUUCACAAGAGAGGCAAGAUAUCGAAGACGAUGCCCGUCUUCUACAGAGUAAUUCUACUCCGGGUGCAACCCCACAGUCAGAUGGGGAAGCGGCUCAUUCAUCCUCCUCACGACGAUUAUGA